AUGUGCACUCGCUGCAAGCGCCUCAACCUUGGGUGCAAGAUCGAAGACAACUUCAAGCGUGUUGGCAAGAGAUCGCGAAAUGCAGAGAUGGAGCGCGAGAUCAUCGAGCUGCGCAAACAGGUGGCUUCACAACCAAAGACAGCAGGUGUAGCCAACGGCGCUCAUACCAUUGGCAAAGCUGCUCUGCAACCAUCGCCCACGGGAGACGGGGCUUUCACAUCGGAUGCUGCCGCCGCAGGAUUGCUCGAUCUGAGAGGCGGCGGCACAGGAAGACCAGUAUUUAAACGGCUGGAAGACGUGAUGCUCACCCAGGAUCGGGCACAAGAACUCUUUCAACGGUUCUUCACAUUCCAUCACCCAUUCCUGCCGUUUCUCAACCCUGACAAAACGGCCGAGGAUUACUACGCCAGAUCGCCCCUGCUGUUUUGGACAAUCAUCGCUGUAGGUGCUCGUCAUUACACUCCUGAGCCUGAGCUCUUCCAUACCCUGACUGGGCCCGUAAUGCGGUUGGUAUGGUCAACGGUUGCUGAGGUACCACAAAACUACCAUAUGAUCAAGGCCCUCAUCUUACUGUGCGCUUGGCCAUUGCCUACGAGCAGCACUUCCACAGAUCCAACAUUCAUGCUCUGUGGUCUGAUGAUGCAGAUAGCCCUGCAGAUUGGUAUGCAUCGUCCAACACAUGCACAAGAUUUCAGUAAGUUCAGGGUCGAGCUAAGAGAGGUGGAGUUGCAGGAUAGAGUCGUGGUCUGGAGCGUGUGCAAUAUUGUCGCCCAGAGGAUAUGCACGGCGUAUGGGCAACCACCUCUCAGUAUCUACGACUGGACCCUGGGGCCGAAGCCCUUGGAAACAAAUCCCAGCUACGAACUGCCGGCUCCGAUAUUCAAUCGACUGCUGAUAGAAAAAUUCGUUGACAAGGUGUCAAGAACGCUUUACAUGAACCCACACGACCCCGUCGGCCUCGCAAUGGACACGGAACGUCCUACUUACGUGUCAUUCCUCGCACAUGAACUGGAGGAACUUGAAGAUAAACUUCGCAAGGACACUUCGCCUAUUACCAAGAUAUACCUCAAGGCUGCCGGGCUCCACAUGAGAUUGAGUGCCUUCUUCUCGCCCCCUUCAUUACCGUCGUACCGGACAGACAUGCUGAAACUGUACUAUGCUACAACUGAGUUUCUUGAGACUUGUCUGAGUCUGGAAUCAAACAUCAGCGUCAAUCUGCCAUCAAGCUAUUCCCAUGGCCUAUCCUUGUCACAUGCGACGAACUAUAUAUUCUUCACGAUGCUUGGCGCUGGAUUCUCACUCCUCAAACUCAUGCAUCACUUCCUCGGCGAGCAUGAGCUAGACGAGAAGGGUGCCUCCGAGCUUUUAUCCAGGACGGUUUGGGCGCUGAGGAGCAUGAGCGUGGAGGAAAACGACCUGGCCGAACGCUUGUCGGAGGUCCUAGCUCAAGUCUGGAAAAGCGGGCGUGUGCGUGCGGAACCAAACCGUAACAGCAUCGGCGAAGGUGCUGCCGAUGAUAGUCUCCAGCUCAAGGUCAAGUGUCGGAUGUCCAUGUCUGUGGUCUUCGACUCGGUUUGGCAGUGGCGACAGAAUUUCCAUUUCCGAGGCGGAAAGCCAGCUGAUGUGAGGCAACAAAAUCCGCAACUUCAGCAGCCCGAUACCAAAGUGAACAUUCCUGCUUCGAGCACAGACUCCGUCUCAGCGAUGAACGGGCCUAUGCUGUCAGAGCCAGCCAUCCCUCGAACAGCUGAUCCUCUUAACGUGGAAUAUGGCCAGCCAGAUUAUGAUGUGUUCGACCCACUCAAUUGGAUACUGGACGGCAUAGUGGAUUUUCCCCACAACUUCAACAGUCUACGCGGGGACGAGCUUACAGAUCUGGACCCGUUGGGCGGGGGAAUUUGA
Molecule: messenger RNA, 1902 nt
Organism: Cladophialophora yegresii CBS 114405
Lineage: Eukaryota; Fungi; Ascomycota; Eurotiomycetes; Chaetothyriales; Herpotrichiellaceae
Exons: 2
Coding region: 1-1902 (633 amino acids)
Biological process (GO): regulation of DNA-templated transcription; DNA-templated transcription
Cellular component (GO): nucleus
Molecular function (GO): DNA-binding transcription factor activity, RNA polymerase II-specific; zinc ion binding; transcription cis-regulatory region binding
Source: RefSeq, a predicted model, not a curated record